GAGGGGACUCGGUGGGGUCGGCCUGAAAACUUUCCCCUGCCAUUGGUGUUUCUGAAGGAACAGGUGGGAAGCUCUGCUGCUUUGUAAUGAUGAAAAACCCAUGGCAGGACUGAGAAGGAGUAGUGAACAUCCCUCCUACCCUGUCUUAGACCCCUCUCCUGUAACCUCCAUCUUCUGGACUGUUUCACGAGGAUAUUCAGUUACGCCGAGCAGAAAGCAAAGUAAAAACCAUUUCUCAGCUUUGACCAUGUGAGCUCUGAGGUAGCUCUCCUAGCUCUGUUGUUUUUCGGCGACGCUUUCCAGUUGCCGGUAAUGUAGUAAUUCAAGUGAUAUUAGAAGCGUUUGGUGUCAUGAUGGCCGCUGCCUCCUCGCCUGAGAAGCUGCUGCAGCUCCAGGAGGUCGACUCCAGCCGAGCUGGUAGCUGCAUUCUCUCCCCGAUCCUCGGCUCCUCUUCUCCUGGUCUGUCCCAUGAAACAAGCCAGCCCAUCUGUAUCCGCUCACCAUAUACCGACCUCGGCCAUGACUUCACCACCAUACCUUUUUACAGUCCAACUAUCUUCAGCUAUGGUGGUCCGAGCAUUUCCGAAUGCUCCUCUGUCCAUCAGUCUCUGAGCGCCUCGUUAUUUUGGCCCAGCCACGGCCGUGUGGGGACGCCCAUUACGCUGCACUGCCCCCAGGGUCGAUCCCAGGAGGGCCAGUCAGCCCAGACUCCAUGGGACAGUGUUAUAACAAUCAGAAAUCAUGACUCAAAACUGUCUGUUAGCAAGAGUGUGAGGAGGCGCUCCCAGGAGAGCGAGGAGAGCAUGGUGUCUUCAGGUGGGAAGGCAGACCUCCACUACUGUGCUGUGUGUCAUGACUAUGCUUCAGGCUACCACUAUGGAGUCUGGUCGUGUGAGGGGUGUAAGGCCUUCUUCAAGAGGAGCAUCCAAGGACACAAUGACUAUAUCUGCCCGGCAACCAAUCAGUGCACUAUAGACAAGAACCGCCGUAAGAGCUGCCAGGCAUGUCGCCUUCGCAAAUGCUAUGAAGUUGGCAUGACCAAAUGUGGUAUUCGAAAGGAGCGUGGAAACUACAGGAAUUCGCAGGCAAGGCGGCUAACCCGUCAAUCCUCACAGGGCAAAACAGCUGAACCAAAGGGCAUAACUGGACCAGCUGAAGGUUCAUUAAAUGAGCCCGAAAAACCUGCACUGACCCCAGAGCAGCUAAUUGAGCGGAUAUUGGAGGCGGAGCCGCCAGAGAUCUACCUCAUGAAGGACGCGAAGAAGCCGCUGACCGAAGCAAGCGUCAUGAUGUUGCUCACCAACCUGGCAGAUAAGGAGCUGGUUCACAUGAUUAGCUGGGCCAAGAAGAUUCCAGGGUUUGUGGAGCUUAGUCUCGUAAACCAGGUCCAUCUGUUGGAGUGCUGCUGGCUUGAGGUGUUGAUGAUUGGACUGAUGUGGAGGUCAGUGGACCAUCCAGGAAAACUCAUCUUCUGCCCUGACCUCAGCCUGAGCAGAGAAGAAGGACACUGUGUCCAGGGCUUUGUGGAGAUCUUUGACAUGCUGAUAGCUGCCACAACCAGGGUGAGAGAGCUCAAGCUGCAGAGGGAGGAGUACGUCUGCCUCAAGGUCAUGAUCCUCCUCAACUCCAACAUGUGCCUCAGUUCCUCAGACGGCAGCGAGGACCUGCAGAGCCGGUCCAAGCUGCUGCGCCUCCUGGAUGCUGUGACUGACGCUCUGGUGUUGGCCAUCGGCAAAACCGGCCUCACCUUCCGGCAGCAGUACACCCGCCUGGCUCACCUGCUCAUGCUGCUUUCACAUAUUCGUCAUGUCAGUAACAAAGGCAUGGACCACCUCCACUGCAUGAAAAUGAAGAACAUAGUGCCUCUCUAUGACCUGUUGCUGGAGAUGUUGGAUGCCCACAUCAUGCACAGCUCUCAUCUGCCUCACCAGCCUCCUCAGCAGGAGGAGGAUCAGAGUGAGGCUCCUGCUCCGCUGCACAGCUCUGCAAGCGGACCUUCAAAUACCUGGACUCCCAGUAGCGCUAGAGCCGGAGGUGAACCCCAGUAGUCAGAUCAGAAUUCCGAUGCGAAAGAAUUUUCACUGCUUUGCACAAAACUAGUUCACGGGAAUGAUGAGUAUCUUCACAGGAAUGAGAGCUGGAUUCUCUGAUCUGUCACUGGUGAAUCUUUGACACGCUGCGCACGGUUUCUGGUGAACUUUCAAUAUCUUCAAAGUUAACCACAUGGAGCACAGAUCACACUUCCAGGAUUCUUUGCUUUGCCACUAUAUUGCCAAAAGACUAAAGCAAAACAGGAACAAACUGUCAAACCUGGUCACUCAGCUGUACUCAGAUAUGUGACAGGACCAUUAAAUCAGUCAGUCAACCAAUGAAAACCCAUGCAGAAAAACAGAUCACAACUGAUUUGAUCACACCUCCCAAUGACAGUAUGUCUUUUUAAACUGAUUAAUCAGAGCCUGUACAGUUUGCUGGAACAAGCAGCUUAUGUGUAACUAAUUCCCAAAAACAAGCAGCUGCAGAAAACUCACACUUUAACUCUGAGUUAAAGAAAUCUUAUACUGUGAAACUUACAGUGCUCACUGGCGUGUUUUCUUCAACAAAUCUCAGUUUGUGUUUCGACUUUGUGUGUGCGGAUGUUUUAAUGCUUAAGUGGCUUUUCUAUACACAUGGACUUUAAUGUCGAGGCUGCAACAAAAGAUUGUCGUUACUGAUUAUUGCUGAUUACUUAAUCAGUUUAUUGUUGGGUCUAUGCAGUAAAACACUUAUGAUUUCCCCACAGACCAGGGUCACGCCUUCAUCUGCUAAGUUUUGUCCAUCCAACAGUUGCAAAUGAAAAUUUAUUUAGUCGAUGAAUUUCAAAAAUCCAUUGAUUUUUUUUAUUCUUAUAUUUAUUUUGAAGAUGUAGAUGCAUGAAUAAUAAUAAUAAAAAAAGCAGUUUG
Molecule: messenger RNA, 2939 nt
Organism: Pelmatolapia mariae (spotted tilapia)
Lineage: Eukaryota; Metazoa; Chordata; Actinopteri; Cichliformes; Cichlidae
Gene: esr2a
Product: estrogen receptor 2a
Exons: 9
Coding region: 351-2048 (565 amino acids)
Biological process (GO): cellular response to estradiol stimulus; regulation of transcription by RNA polymerase II; cellular response to estrogen stimulus
Cellular component (GO): nucleus; chromatin
Molecular function (GO): steroid binding; nuclear receptor activity; estrogen response element binding
Source: RefSeq, a predicted model, not a curated record